Molecule: messenger RNA, 210 nt
Organism: Knipowitschia caucasica
Lineage: Eukaryota; Metazoa; Chordata; Actinopteri; Gobiiformes; Gobiidae
Source: the annotation of a GenBank genome assembly
AUGGACUGGCUGCCGAACCCGAGCUGGAGUGCGAAUGUCCUGCGGGCGAGUUGGGUGUUUUUGAGUGUCCCAGCGAUCGUGUUGACCUGGGGGCGUAUCAUUCUCGACAUGAGGCAAAGUUGGGCUGCGGAGCUGGGCCUUUACUUCUUCCACCAAGGCCCGGGCCUCUUUACAGGCUUCCGUAAAUACCAUGGGAUCCCGUCUCAUUAA